AAAUUUCAAUUGUUGAUUUGUUGUUGUAGUUUGUUAAACUCGGCCAAGUGCUCCACUCGGGUCGUGGGCACGUGGAGAUGAAGAAAUAUACUAAAACUGUUUUAAUCAUCUAGUCUGACAAAAUGGAAGAACAGGAGUGUGAAAUCGUCUUUGUAUCAAACGAAUCGCCAAAGAAGGAAAAUAUCCUUGAGGCCCUUACUAAAUACAAAUUGAAGCAACAAGAACAGCAACAGCAUACCAUGGAAACGAAAGCCGGUCCGUCGAAGGGAAACGUAAUAUUAAAUGAUUCCCCGGCAUUGUCAGUGAAGGGUGAAGUAUCAAAUGAAACAUCUAAAGGAAGAAAAGGAAAGAAGCUUAGUUUAGAGAAGCAAUCGUUUGUCAAACCCUUAGUGACAAGGAAGUCACAAUUUACAGCAAUAAAUGUAAAGCAGUACGAAAACAAAAGAAAUAGACUACUAAUGAAACAUCUGAAAAAUGCAGCAAAAAGUGAAAACAAACUACACUUGGAAAAUGAUUUUGAAAUUGGCAUCACUGAAUAUAUUUCUCAAGGACGAGGCUUUUCUGCUGAUAUAAAUCACUCUUGCUCUGAUUUCCAGGUACAUGAAAUCAGUUUAGAUGGAUCAGUUGUUCAUUUAACAAAAAUGAACAAUCCUCUUAUCAAACCUUUUCCUUGUAAGGGAGAGUUUGUCAUAACACCUGAGCAAUUAAACAGCAUUGAUGACAUAAUGUUAAAAACAGAUGAUGAUGAAGAGAUUAAAACUACUGAAAUUGAUAUUACAGAUAUAAGUGAAAAUCAGAGAGACAAUCUCCAGAAAAUUCUGAAAGAGAAGUUUCAUGUCCAUGAGCCUGUGUAUGUUGGUAAACAACUAAUCUUGAAGAUUUGCAAUAUGCAAGAUGAGAUUCGCCGCCAAGAUGGAUCACUUGAUUAUGUUCAAUUCACUAUGUACGCAGAAAAGAUAAGCACAAAGACAGCAAUCGACAAUAUCGCAACAAGUCUCAGAAAAAGCUCAGACUGCUUUAUGACUGCUGAACACAACAUUGGAAGAUCAAAAUCAAACUGUCAACUAGUGACAAUGAAAAUGGAGGAUUGUAUUGGUCUUUGUCUCACAGAAUCCCUCAAAAAUAUUUCGAUUGGAAAUUUCAGCUUCGCCCCUAAACCCCUUCAGCGGGGUGAUCUGAAGGGCAAUCAUUUUAGCAUCGCUCUACGGAAAAUAAUUGGUGAUAAGGGUCAUAUUGAGGCGAAUCUCAGAUCGCUUAAAGAUAAUGGGUUCGUAAAUUAUUAUGAAAACCUGCACUUUGGAUUAAUAAGAGAUGCCCCAAAACAUUUAAUCGGAAAGCAGCUUCUACUACAGAAAUGGCAAGAAGCUGUUGAUUUAUUUUUACAGCCUCAUCCCGAGUUGAAGAUCAGAGAUAAUCGGUUUAAGAAUAUUACAUUGGCUUGUAUUGAGUAUAAAUUCUCCAGAGUUGUCGAUCUAACUUUUGAUGAGGAUACACUAAAGAAUUCAAUAAAAGCCCAACUUUUGUCUAAUAUUCAAAUCCAUGGCGAAAAUCUCGAUAAAGCAGUAAAUGCUAUCCCUUUUUGUUUGCGACUUUCUUUUGUUCGCGCCUAUCAGUGUUUUCUCUGGAACACUAUCGUCUCCAAGCGCAUUGCAAAAUUUGGUGCAAAACUGAUUGUGGGUGAUCUAGUUUAUGCUCCAGUCGACAGUGGCGGACGUGAUAAUAAUAAGAGACAGCACAAUCAACGAGAAGUCAUUUUCAUCGACAAAAAUAACAUUAAUAAGUACACCAUCUACGACGUUGUUCUGCCGCUUCCUGGUUCUAAUAUUACUUAUCCGGCCAACGAAGUUGCCGACUGGUAUAAAGACCAUUUAUUGGCAGAUGGACUGUUGGAAAAGGAUUUCAAUUCGGGUUUAAAGACUUAUGGUAUUAAAAAUGGAGCUUAUCGACCCGUGGUGUUGAGGCCUUCUAAUUUGGAAUGGAAAUUCGUGCAUUACGAUAAUCCUGGCCAGAAGUUGAUUCCGUCUGAUUUGGAUCGACUACACCAAAUAGAGCUCCCAUCUGUCAGCUCGCAAGAAGGCGUAUAUCUUGGACUUGUACUCGAAUUCAGUUUGCCGGCCUUCGCUUGGGGGACUAUGGCUCUGAGAGAGAUCCUCAAGAUGGACAUGACAGCCGAAUUACGGAAAUCAUCCAAGGGAUUCCGUUGCAAGAAAACCAAAUUGAAAAAACAAGUUCGUUUGAACAAGGUGUGCCCUAAACAGAAGCGCCCAUCUCCAUUAGAAACCAAAGAAGCCGUCGAAGACCAGAUUAAGGAAACCAAGGAAAAGUCGUGCAUGACCGAUCCACCUCUAUCAGAAUCAAGCAAGUCUUUCUUAGACAUAAAUCAAAACCGUCUAGAAUCAGCAGCCAGCCCAUUAUCCAAGGGAAAAAUGCUCAGAGAAAUCAAGCCCGAAUCGGGCACUGUGGAAAAACAACCGUCAAUUGACAAUGAGUCAUUCGAGGAACCUCUCCAAACAAACAGAAUCGCCGAAAAACCAGUCGCCAGUAAACAAUUGGUGGAGCAACGUAAGAAUCAACAUCAAGAAUCCACCAGCGAGUCUCGGGAGUUCGAACUAAAAGGAACGCCGGCCACGAUUGAAAAUCAGACACCAGAAACCAGAGAGCCAUUUGAGAAACCUCUAUUAAAGGAAGAACCGGGGACCAGCAAACAAUCUGCACCAAUAGCAACAGAUUUUGUUUUAGAGCUACAGAAAAAUCUAGUUGUUCUACAGCCCCGCACUUGUCAAAAGUCUCAAUCCAUAGUAAACGAAUGCUUGAAGGAACCCCAAACUAAUGUUAAGGUCGAGUCCGGCAUUUGUCAAAUGCAUUCAUCAGCAUUCACCAAGUCUUGUGAGGAACCUGAGAAAAAGAAAAUCAAGUUAGAUCCGGAUCAAGAAGAAGAAGAAGUGUUAAUCACUCAGUCCUGCAAUGGCUCAAAGUUUAAGAGUAUCAUAUAUAUCGAUAUCAUUUCCGAUCAAGAGGAUUGAGUGCACUCGUCUUAGGUCCUCUGUUUUGAUGAACUUGAAAACCUUUAAGUCAUUUUCUUUCUUAUUGUUUUUUUUUCCAGUUUUUCUUUAUCAUUAUUAUUUAUUACCUUUUUUUUUGGUUUCCACUGAAGUUUAAUUUAAGUUAGUUGGCAAUUGUGCGCCGAUGGAAAAAUACCCUUAGCGGUUUAAUUUUGUUAAAUGGAAAAUGUUUCUUGUUUAUUUUCUUUUAAAAAGGUGCCUUAUUCAACGGGAAGUGUUAUACAACUGCUUGAAACACGAUUACCCUAAUUUUCUUCUGUUUGGAGAUUUGUGAAAGUGGUCAUUUGAAUUUAUGUGGUCCAACCCAAUCAACCCUUUCUCUUGUCUGGUCCAAGUUAAUAUUUAACGCUGUGAUAUGACUGAUAUCCAAUUCGAUAAUUCAGAACUAAUUGAAGUUAAAUAUAUUUUCAUUUGACCAAAA
Messenger RNA from Daphnia pulex (common water flea), 3483 nucleotides. RefSeq names its product pseudouridylate synthase 7 homolog. Gene Ontology annotation, cellular component: nucleus. Bases 123 to 3023 code for a protein of 966 amino acids. NCBI's taxonomy places the organism in Eukaryota, Metazoa, Arthropoda, Branchiopoda, Diplostraca, Daphniidae. The transcript is spliced from 9 exons. Gene Ontology annotation, biological process: pseudouridine synthesis. The record is from RefSeq and is a predicted model, not a curated record. Gene Ontology annotation, molecular function: pseudouridine synthase activity; RNA binding.